Molecule: messenger RNA, 2461 nt
Organism: Macadamia integrifolia
Lineage: Eukaryota; Viridiplantae; Streptophyta; Magnoliopsida; Proteales; Proteaceae
Product: serine/threonine-protein kinase STY13-like
Exons: 6
Coding region: 930-2063 (377 amino acids)
Biological process (GO): protein phosphorylation
Molecular function (GO): protein kinase activity; ATP binding
Source: RefSeq, a predicted model, not a curated record
UAUAUUAGAAGCUAUAUUGAAACCCUGACCGGAGAAGAGGAGAAAACUCUGAUAGGAUAUCUUGACGGAGACGCUUCCGUUCACCAUUAGCCACGCAGAAAGCUAUGACUUUUAAAGAGCGACACAAAGGGAAAUAGAGAGAUAGGGAGAGAUGCUCUUGAAGUUCACGGCUAGGUUUUUGAUCUCUCAGAACCAGUUGCAGAGAUUCUUCAACAUCAACAACAGUAACAACAAACAGUCAACUUCGCAACUUAGAGUAUAUUGAGCUCUAGAGUUCUCUCUCUCUCUCUUUUUUUCUUUUUCUUAUUGAUAUCUUGAAGUUUGAGCAAGAUUUUUUAAUCUAAGAACAAGUCGCAAAAAUCUUUUAAAAAUAACAGUGAAGGGGAUUUAAGCUUUUGUUUUUGUUUUAUUUUUUAUUUUUCCUGUUUCUACUUUUUAUUCCGAAGUUCUUGCGAUGUUUGAGCUGCAACUGUGACUUUUUUUUUGUCGGUUUUCCUAAUCUUAGUGGCUGCUUGGCAUAGAUUUCGAGGCAGCUUUGAGUGUGUGUAACCAACGUUUGAGAAGGUGCUGUCUUUUGAGAUAAGAGCCUUUUCCUUUUCGAUUUUCGAGGUUUUGUUUAUUACCUUAGCUUUUGUAAAUGAAUUUGGAAAGAAAUGAAGAGAACUCUUUGAGAGGUAAGUGGAAUUGUGAUGGAAUAGUUGUGGAUUUCUGCGUUCUGUGCGAAGAGUUUUCAUUUCUGGUCUGGAUAGUUGGUUUUGUGUAAAGGACCAAGAGUCUCAGGGGUUUAGUUCCUCGCUUGAUGUUGGAGGGUGGGCUGAUGAUUUCACGAAAUUUUGCAAAGUUGCUGUGGUUGAACUGGAAGGGCAUACUGUUGUUGGGGUAGGAGGAUAAGUUAAAUGAAGUGUUUUGGAAUCGUUUGAGAUUGCAGCAUGAGUUGUGGGGAGGAGAGCAAAGAAGGUAGAGAUGAUCAAGGGGAAUUUAAGCAAACUGCAAGGAAGAACUCGGUUGAGCUUGGCAGCCAGCUCGAGAAGCAUCCAGUCACACAGAAUGGAUUGAUUCCAACGCCACAGUUCCAGAUUGAUGAGAAACUGCUGAUAGACCCAAAAUUACUAUACGUCGGGUCAAAGAUUGGAGAGGGAGCCCAUGGAAAAGUUUAUGAAGGAAGGUACUGUGACCAAGUUAUUGCUGUCAAAGUUCUCAAUAGUGGAAGUACCCCAGAAGAAAAAGCUAAACUUGAAGGCCGUUUUAUCCGUGAAGUUACAAUGAUGUCUAGAGUAAAACAUGAGAACCUUGUCAAGUUCAUUGGAGCUUGUAAAGAUCCUUUCAUGGUGAUAGCUACAGAGCUGUUGCCAGGGAUGUCACUCCGGAAGUAUUUACUCACUAUUCGUCCAAAACAAUUAGAUCUUUGUGUAGCGAUAGGUUUUGCCCUUGAUAUUGCUCGGGCUAUGGAUUGUCUACAUGCCAAUGGGAUUAUACACAGAGAUCUUAAGCCUGACAAUUUGUUACUUACGGAGAAUCAGAAGUCUGUGAAACUAGCGGAUUUUGGUCUUGCAAGAGAGGAAUCUGUGACUGAGAUGAUGACUGCAGAAACAGGAACCUACCGUUGGAUGGCUCCUGAGUUAUACAGCACUGUGACUUUGCGUCAGGGAGAGAAGAAGCAUUACAACAACAAGGUUGAUGUCUAUAGCUUUGGAAUUGUCCUAUGGGAGUUGUUGACUAACCGAAUGCCAUUUGAAGGCAUGUCAAACUUGCAGGCUGCUUAUGCUGCUGCCUUUAAGCAGGUGAGGCCGAGUUUGCCUGAGGACUUAUCUCCUGAUCUUGCAUUCAUCAUACAAUCAUGUUGGGUUGAGGACCCUAAUGUUCGGCCCAGCUUCAGCCAGAUCAUCCGCAUGCUCAACCAAUUCCUUUUCACGCUCACACCUCCCUUACCUGAAUCAGAUGCCUCCAAGGUAGCAGCACCAAGUCGUGAUGGUGUGAUCACUGAGUCAUCUGCACGUGCAAGAGGGAAGUUCUCUUUCCUUCGCCAACUUUUCGCAGCAAGGAGAGCAAGGAACAGUCACUGAAGUGAUGAAUUCAGUUAGUCUCUUUAUUUUGACCAAGUCAGUCCUCCCGUGGUUGGUAUAUAUUGUUAAGUUGAUUUGUGGUUAAUUACCUGAGCCAUGACAACUUGCAAGGAUGAGAAAACUGGAAGGACAUGGUUUUAGUAUCUAGUGGAUAACCACAAAUAGAAAUGAAUAUAGGGGGAAAAAAGAGGAGGAUUGGAAAAAAAAACUGUUAUACCUUGUCUUCCCUCAUGAGCAUACAUAAUUGUAGCAACUGGUAGUUCAUGUUUAUACCAUUGACCCCGAAAUUCCUGGCAUAAAGCAAUUUCAUUUUCUUAUUUUGAGCAUCUCUGUUUCUGUACUGAAUGUAAGUGAACCAUCCAAGCUACACAGGAUUGACAAUUGAUGGCUUUUCAACA